CCCGAUCGCAGGCUUCCCUCGAGACCACGACGCAAAACCCUAACGGUGCCCAAGUUUCUCUUCGCCUCGCUCCACAGAUCGCUUCGCUUCCUCUCGUAUCUUCUUCGCCUCAACCCGCCCGCUCGCCGCGCUGCCUGCUCUCCGCUUCGCAUUGCGGGCCAUCCUCUACGCUGUGCUUCUCUCCGCCUUGCCCCACCAUCGGCGCCGUUGCCUCGCGUUGCAGCCUUGCGGUCCAGGACUCACCUCUGUUCCGUGGUUUCUGCUACGGUUCCGAGGCGAUGGGGCGGGCAAAAAAAAACCGUAAAUUUGCGGUCAUGAAGAAGCUUGUCAGCUCGAAAACUCUCAAGAAGUACAAGGAAGAGGUGCUGAACCCCAAAAAGAAAGACCUUGAGAAGGAGAAGCUCCCCCGUAAUGUGCCGAGCGUCUCAUCAGCGCUGUUCUUUAAAUACAACACUGCUCUUGGUCCGCCUUACAGGGUCAUUGUCGACACCAAUUUUAUUAACUUCUCCAUCCAAAAUAAGUUGGAUUUGGAGAAAGGCAUGAUGGAUUGCCUUUAUGCAAAAUGCACUCCUUGCAUCACAGACUGUGUGAUGGCUGAGCUUGAAAAACUGGGACAGAAGUACCGUGUGGCCUUACGUAUUGCCAAAGAUCCCAGGUUUGAAAGGCUACCAUGCACGCAUAAAGGGACUUAUGCUGAUGACUGCAUCAUCGACAGGGUUACACAGCACAAAUGUUAUAUUGUUGCAACAUGCGAUAGAGACUUGAAGCGAAGGAUACGCAAGAUCCCUGGUGUACCUAUAAUGUAUAUCACACAACACAAGUAUUCAAUUGAGCGGCUACCAGAAGCAACAAUUGGUGGAGCUCCAAGAAUUUGAUGAAGAGUAUGUCACCACAAAAAGAAUUGCUUCUCGCCUCAAAUACAGUAUGCAGCUUAUUGUAGGAAUAAACAGUACCAAGUUGGCAGCUAAGUGGUUAGUCUGGGGUGGGGGGUGUAAGUGAUAAUUACAAUCUCCAAGUUUUGUAAUCAAGAAACUUUUGAGCUGUUGAUGUUUAAACCUUAGCUUUCCAUAUCAAAUUUGGAACAGAAGUUUGCAGUUCCCCUUUUCUUUUGUUGUACAUUUGAUCUGGAUAUGUUUUUAAUUUAAAGCUAUGUGAGCAAACUGAUGACUACAUUAAUACUUGUUUCA
Musa acuminata AAA Group (dessert banana) is the source of this 1187-nucleotide messenger RNA. RefSeq lists its product as uncharacterized. The record is from RefSeq and is a predicted model, not a curated record. Lineage: Eukaryota; Viridiplantae; Streptophyta; Magnoliopsida; Zingiberales; Musaceae. The transcript is spliced from 10 exons. The coding region runs from base 279 to 875 and encodes 198 amino acids. Gene Ontology annotation, cellular component: nucleolus; small-subunit processome.